Molecule: messenger RNA, 1463 nt
Organism: Xiphophorus maculatus (southern platyfish)
Lineage: Eukaryota; Metazoa; Chordata; Actinopteri; Cyprinodontiformes; Poeciliidae
Product: afadin- and alpha-actinin-binding protein B-like
Exons: 13
Coding region: 50-1372 (440 amino acids)
Source: RefSeq, a predicted model, not a curated record
CUGACUGCUGACGGCUGGAAAUAUACACACAGGCGUGUUAACCUGAAAUAUGGCGUACAGAUUUGACCAGAGCAAAGUUGGUGGAAAACAGGAACUUUCAGAUUCGUAUCUCCAGAGGGACCCAAACACUUCCUGGUGGGCUGACGGACAGGCCUGCAAAGAGCAAGGAGAUUCCCUCAGGGAGCAGCUCAGAGUCACGGAUGAGCAUGUGGCCAGGCUUCAGGGAGAUCUGAGAGCUGAGCGUUUAAAAAGUUCCCGUCUGCAGCUGCAGUGCAGCCAACAGGAGGCGGAGCUGAAGCGCAGAGAGAUGCUCUGCAGUAGACUGAAGGAGAGGCUCUCACAGCUGACUGACAGACACAAAGGGCCAUCUAUAGAAGUAAUAAACUUCCCUCCUGGAAGCAGAGGCAAAAGGGAGCAACUCAGCAAAUCGGUCAGGUUUACUGCCAGGCGAGAAGAGGCUGCGCUGCGCCUGAUGCUGGAGCGCAGAGAGGCUGAGCUGAGGGAGGCCAUGAAGCUGCGCCACUGCCUCACCACUCUGCUGCACGCACUGCGAGUCGACAUGGAGCAGGUCAGAGAAGGGACGAGUGGCCAGCAUCCAUGGUUUUUGGAUGUUGCCCAAGAUGGAGAGAAAAAGUUGGAGGAAACUGAAGCGGCGCUUGGCGAGCACCUGACUGGAGGAGUGGUUCAGAGCUGGAGGCUGGUGCAGAAGAAGCUGCAAAGCAUCUUGUCCGAAGGUCAAACAGCUGCUGGUACCGACCACGAUAAGCUCAUAGCUCAGCUGGAGAUCGAACUGAAAGAAAGUCAGGAGGUGGUUAGAUUGCAGCAGCAGCUUCUGCAGGACAGCCUGGUCUCCACAGUCCCAUCCGAACUCUCAGAUUCCUACUUUUUGGAGGAGUGGGAACGUCUUCAGAUGUCCUGGGCAGAGCUGACUCAUCAGAGGAGGACUUUUGAAAGGGAGCGCCAAGUGUUUACCGACGCUGCCAUUCGACUGAGCCACGAGCGGCGUGACUUUGAACAACAACGGGGCCUGUUCUUGAAGCAGCAGUAUCUGUGUGAUUCGCCUUUGUUUCAAAGAGAAGCAACAAACCGGAGGGACAGCAGUGCUUUCAAUUUCUCUGGUGUGGGAGGAGCUAACUUAUCCGGCUGUCUUCCCAUCAGUCCAUCACCCAGCAACUCUGGGAACGUUGCUGCUCAUGGAUCACAUGAGGGAAGGGUCAGAGUUCAAACGCCCAGCACACCUCAGCUGUACUCCGCUCUCAAUCUAUCAUACAAUAACCAGUCCAGAGAAGCUGAUCACCACUUGGAGACGUGGGAGGGCGACGUUGACAGGAGACCACACACAACCUGGCCUUCAUUUUUGAGCUGGUCGUGAUACAAACUGCUGCAGUUAAAGCACAUUCCACAUUUUUCAGUAUUUGUCUUUUUAACAAAUUUAAUAAAAGCACUUAUUUUGUUUUUAAAAA